CCAUCACAAACUCCCUUUUGUUCUGGCAGAACACACAUUAAGUGCAUCCACCUAAGCCACACCCCAUAAACUGUUACACCUCAGGUGUUCCCAGUAAAGCAGCUACGUAGCCUUCCGAAACCUUUCAUACCUGACUGAGAUCCCAAAGCACUUCAAACGUGACCAGAAACAAGCAGUUUAUUUGUUUUCAGCAAACACUGCCACCCUCGGAGUGAGCCGUUACCCAGCGGAGUGGGUGGUAUAAAUGGGAAGGCUCCAGCAGAAUUCCCCACUUCAUCCCUUCUGCCCUGCCCGCGCCCAGCUGGGAAGCGCCAGGCCGGCAGCAUGAGGGGCACGGUGCUGGCACUGGGCUGCCUUGCCCUCCUGCUCCUGGCACGGGAAGGGAGAGGGGAAGGGAGCAAGGUGAGGCUCUGCGGGAGAGACUUCAUCAGGGCCGUGGUGUUCACGUGCGGCGGCUCGCGCUGGAAAAGGCACCGCGACCUGCGCGAGAGUGAAAACACCCAGCAUUUCCCGCACGAGGGUGACGCUGACUUCUCCUCACACCCAGAGCCGAGGCUGGGGACCCGCAGAGAAGAACCCCAGCACGUCAAACCCCAGCAAGAAUUACAAAACAGCAGCAAAGUUUCUGUGCUCAACAAGCGUGAGGCAGCCAAGCUGCUGGCCACAUCCUGCUGCAACGUGGGCUGCAGCAGGAGAGAGAUCAGCUCCCUGUGCUGAAAUGCAGCAGCUCGGCGCCACAGCC
Messenger RNA from Vidua chalybeata, 742 nucleotides. It is a transcript of the gene INSL5, whose product is annotated as insulin like 5. The record is from RefSeq and is a predicted model, not a curated record. Gene Ontology annotation, molecular function: hormone activity. The transcript has 2 exons. NCBI's taxonomy places the organism in Eukaryota, Metazoa, Chordata, Aves, Passeriformes, Viduidae. The coding region runs from base 325 to 717 and encodes 130 amino acids. Gene Ontology annotation, cellular component: extracellular region.